Ilex paraguariensis (yerba mate) is the source of this 2267-nucleotide messenger RNA. The record is from the annotation of a GenBank genome assembly. NCBI's taxonomy places the organism in Eukaryota, Viridiplantae, Streptophyta, Magnoliopsida, Aquifoliales, Aquifoliaceae.
AUGACGAUCGGAACAAUGGAGGUGACGCUGGUGGGUGCUAAAGGUCUCAAAAACACAGACUUCUCGGGUGGUGGAAUAGAUCCCUAUGUUUUGGUUCAGUACAAAAGCCAGGAGCGCAAGAGCGGCGUUGCUCGAGGACAGGGCAGAGCUCCGGUGUGGAAUGAAAAAUUUAUGUUCAGGGUGGAGUAUCCAGGGGCAGAUGACCACUACAAGCUCAUCCUCAAGAUCAUGGACAAAGAUAGCUUCACUGCUGACGACUACCUAGGCCAAGCAACCAUCUACUUGAAGGAAUUUUUGGAAAUAGGAGUGGAGAAUGGAACCGCUGAACUACCUCCUCGCAAAUAUAGCGUUGUCUACAGUGACCAAAGUUACAGCGGAGAGAUUCAAGUUGGCAUCACCUUCAACCAAAAGCCAAGCGAGGAUAAGCAGAGAAGACUUGAUCUUAAGGAGGAGGAGGUUGAGAAAUUGGAAGCAGAAUUAGAUGGGGAGCUGAAACUGAAAAAGAUCUUGCAAUGUGCACUACAAGGACCUGUUCAUUCUUGCUCAUGUCUUUCCUCAUUGCUUCCAAACAAGGUUCGAGUGCUUCUUGCAGAACUGGCUAUGGUUGAAGAAGAAAUAAUUUGGCUGGAGAGAAAAGUGGAUGAGCUGAAAUUCAGCUUGCACCAAGAGAAAAGCAAGACCAAAGAACAAGAAAUGCUGUGGCAGCAAUGGGGGCAGCAGCAACAGAUGCAGUUAAUUAGCAGAGAGGGAAAUCAAACAGAGCUAAAGGAUUUUGAAUUGCUUUCCAGAUCACUAAAUUGUGAAGAAUAUAGAAAGGAUAAACUUGUGAGAGGCAGAAGAGCUUCUAUGGGGUCCUCAACGGAUAUCCAAAGCAUGUCUUCCACAAGAUCCACCGAGGAAAUUGCAGAGAAUUCAAGAUGUUCCAGAAGAGGCAGAAAUUAUAGCCAAACAGAUGCAGCUGUUGUCGAGAAACCAAAUAAGCUCUCAGAAGAACUGAUCAAAUGCUUGAUAGGCAUAUUUCUGCAACUGAACCAGGCACCAUUGGACACCAAAAGAUCUGCCAUUGUUCCCAAGUAUCCUCUCUCCUGCAAGAACUCAAAAGGAUUCAUGUCGAAAACCUCAUUCAACUGUACAAUACCUGCAUGUUCAUUCGAUGAUAGCUCGUCAAACCUUGACCCUUAUGGCAUAUUACCAGAUCUAGAUGGCACUAUCAGAGAUGUUGGCCCGUACAAAACUUUUGUCCAAAUCACCCGAAAUUCACUGGACACUGGCCGUGUUUCUGAAUGCUUUCCAGCGAUGGGAAAAUUGAGGAUAUUAAUGCAUAAGCUCUGCAAUGUGGACUUAACUUACUUGACCUACAAGCAGAAGUUAGCAUUCUGGAUUAACAUCUACAAUGGCUGCAUAAUGCAUGCAUUUUUACAACAUGGGUUGCCUUCCACACAGGAGAAACUACUAGCUCUCAUGAACAAGGCUGCUAUGAAUGUGGGUGGCAUUGUACUAAAUGCUUUGGCUAUUGAGCACUUCAUUCUCCGUCAUCCAUCAGAUUCUAAACAGGGGCCAACAGAUGAGAAGGAAAUGUUAUUGCGGCAUGCCUAUGGUCUAGGGUAUCCAGAACCUAAUAUCACAUUUGCUCUUUGCCGAGGCAGCUGGUCUUCACCAGCUUUAAUGUUGUGAUUGCAGAUAAGGAUCUAUACACCUGACACAGUUGUGAAUGAACUGGAGAGAGCAAAAGUGGAGUAUUUGGAAGCUUCUGUGGGAGUUACAAACAAGAAAAAGAUUGUGGUGCCAAAGCUUCUGCAGUGGCAUAUGAAAGAUUUCGCAGAUGACAUGGACUCGCUACUGGAAUGGAUUUAUAGCCAACUACCACAUUCUACCAUGUUGAAAAAGCUGAUCAUGGAGUGCCUAAAUGGUGAAGCAAAAUCUCCUAAUGCUAAAAUGGUAGAAGUUCAGCCUUAUGUUUCUGAGUUUCGCUAUUUGCUACCUUGGUAAGCAAAACAAAAGAAGGAGCAGUUGGACAAAGAACACCACCAAGAGAAGUUAAAGUUAUGGAAUUUCAAGGAAAAGAAAAGAAACAAGUCGAUAUUCUCACAAUCACUUGCAUUUUGAUGAAUGAGCUCAAAAUAGGUUAUGGUUCCUGAAUAUUGAUUCUUACAAGACUUCCAAACUUUAUUAUUGUAUUCUGAAUUUGACCCAUUUUUUAGCCCUUAGACUCCAAGGCAGAGAUAUAUUGCUUUGUAAAAGAUUACUUACCCUAUGGCAGACUCAAC